This is a messenger RNA of Candida tropicalis MYA-3404, 3933 nucleotides long. It is a transcript of the gene SAC3, whose product is annotated as Sac3p. Gene Ontology annotation, biological process: mRNA export from nucleus. NCBI's taxonomy places the organism in Eukaryota, Fungi, Ascomycota, Pichiomycetes, Serinales, Debaryomycetaceae. The coding region runs from base 1 to 3933 and encodes 1310 amino acids. The record is from RefSeq and is a predicted model, not a curated record. The transcript has a single exon. Gene Ontology annotation, cellular component: nucleus; cytoplasm; transcription export complex 2.
AUGUCUGCAUUUGGGAGUGCUACGGUAACCAAGGGGAAUCAAUCCAUUAACAGUAAUACAUUCAUGAACAAUAAUGAUCUGUUUGGUGAUCCACGAAGGAAUAAAAAGAAACCAUUCAAGAUGAAUGGUUCAACGAAUAGUUUUGCCAAUUCCAAUGCAUCUACAGAAGAUAGAACCAAACAAUCACGAAAUAAAAAUCUACUGAAACGAUUCAAUCACAAGAGGGAGAAAAGUGAAACGCCAUCGGGAAGUAUACGACCAACUAUGUCUUCUAAUAAAAUCCAAGUAUUUGACGAUCAAGAUGUUCAAAUAACCGGUCCAUUGUUUUUGAAUCCUGAAUCGUUGGGAUUUAGUAAUAGAAAGAUACAAGAUUCUGCUCGACCAGUACCGAAAUAUUUUUUGACGCAGCCUAAAUUAUUGCAUACACCAGAGUUUACACCUAAUCAAUGGGAUAAAGAGAAUCAAGAGAAGAUGACAAUAAUGGAAGUGCAAAAUCAAGGUAAAGACUAUCAAGGGUUAUAUGAAGAUAUGCAGAAAUUGAGAGAAAUUGAAAGAAGUAAAAUGGAAGAAUUGGGAUUAGUUGAUGCAGAAAAUUCUGCCAAAGAUUUAACUGAAGCAAUUUCAUUUCAAGGUUCAUGUCUAGACAUGUGUCCCGUGUUUGAAAGAGUUCGAAGACAAUUAGAAAAUAAUGUUAAAGCAUUGGAAAAGGAUCCAAUGACAAACAAAAUAUCGAGAGAAAGAGCAGUUAAAGCAUUUUCAAGACCUGCAGCUGGUCAACCACCACCAUUACCAUCCGAUGUUAGACCUCCAUUUGUAUUAAAGCAAACUUUAGAUUAUUUAGUAGACAACAUCUUACUGCAACUUCCAGAAGCCCAUUCAUUCAUUUGGGAUAGAACUAGAUCAAUUCGACAAGAUUUCACUUAUCAGAAUAGUUUUGGACCGGAAGCAAUCGAUUGUCACGAAAGAAUUGUUAGAAUUCACUUGCUAUCAUUGCAUAUUAUGGCUGGUGGAGAAGUUGAAUAUUCUCAGCAACAGGAAUUGGAACAAUUCAAUAAAGCGUUGCAGACAUUAAUGGAAAUAUACCAAGAUGUACGUACAAAUGGUGGAAGAGCUCCAAACGAAGCCGAAUUUAGAGCAUAUCAUUUAUUGAGUCAUAUUAGAGAUCCUGAUUUAGAAAGACAAAUACAGAAUUUACCAAACGAUGUCUAUCAAGAUUCAAAAGUACAAUUAGCAUUAAAAUUUAGAAAUAUCAUGACUCAGAAUAAUGUUGUUGAAAGAGGCGUAACCAAUCUUGUGGGAGCAUUGAAUUUGUAUAUUGAAUUUUUCCGACUUGUCUAUAGUGACGAGACUCCAUUGUUGAUGGCAUGUUUAUUAGAGACCCAUUUUAAUGAGGUCAGGUUUUAUGCAUUGAAAGCGAUGUCAAGAAGUUACCAUACAAAGACAAGACCUUAUUCUUUGACAAGAUUACAGGAAGUGUUGGGAUAUGAUUCACCAGAAAAGUUGAUCAAGUUUCUUAAUUAUUAUGAAAUCGAUACAGUGAAUGUAAAUGGGGAAAUCUGCGUGGAUUUGUUCAAUAAAGAUAAAUUGGAGAAGAAAUACAAAUUGAAUUCAUUUCUUGACAAAGCAAAAUAUUCACCACCUUAUUCCAGCCAGUUGGAUAGAAAAUACAACGGGCAAGAUUUGAAAUCGUUUGUUAAUAGUGGACGUCCUAAUAAUAUGACCAAAUUUGAUAAUCAACCAAUAGUUAUAAAACCCAAAUCAAUUUCAGUUGCUUUUCAACCGCCAAAGCUCCCAGCAACGAACCAAUUCCAGUCAAGUUUCACUUCAACUUCAACUUCAACUUCAACUUCAACUUCAACUGGAAAUGCAACUAUCAAACCUGGAUUAUUUAAACCACUUCAACAAACAGACAGUGGGAUCAAAACACAAACAUUUCAAUUUGCACCACCUCCUUCUGUGACACAAGCAAGUAACAAUAUUACAUUUCAAGAAAAGCCAAAAAGUGAACUUGCCACUGAACCUGUCGCUAAACCAUCAUUCCAAUUUACUCCUAAUGCACCAAUAUCAAACAAUCAAUUCAAUGUAGCUCCUUCACAACCAAAGGCUACUGCCCCAGCAGAUGAGAAACCAAAACCAAAGUUAAAUUUUGGAUUUUCAAAGUCGGUUGCAUUUGAACAGCCUUCGGAUCCAAAAAUUUCCGUGUCUCUUAAUCCUCCAGUAUCCAAGGAAGCAUUAAAACCUAUUUUGAAACUAGAUCAAAAGAUGACACCUACUCCAACUCCACCUCCACCUCCAGAUACCUUGCAAGCAUCGACAGUUAGAGUCCCAGCACCGCUACCACCACCAGCGAAGAAGAAGCUUACUGAGUUGUCAAAAUUUCCUCAAGCGCUUGAUCAAAUUUAUCAGACUAUAUUUCAACGCACUGUCAGUUCGGAGUUACAAGUUGUUUUGAGUAGAAUCUUUAAUGAUUUCCAUGCUGCCAAUGAAAGAAAAAGAAUUAUCAACUUAUUAGGAGAAGAAUUAUAUGAUGCAUUCUUCUCUGAUAUUGUGUAUGAGUUAACAUAUGAAGCUAAAGCGUAUCAGUUUUAUGUUUUGAAUUUAAAGAAAAGAUGUUUAAGAUCAAUUAUCAGAAACGGUAAAAAGGCAAUGAAAAAAUUCAAAGAGAAAAAUAUGAAAAUGGAAGAGUUAAGAUCUAUAAGUUUAAACAAAAAAAUGAAGAGAAGAAGUUCGGUAUCAAGUAUUGAUAGUAACACGUCGAUUAUGCUGGUCAAGAGAAGAAAACACAAUGAAAGUUUCAAUGAUAUUAGUUUGAUUAACGAAAAACAACAUGAAGUACAUGAAUUAUGGGCUCCAAUUGAUUUAAAGAAAUUUGUUGAUGAAUGUUCCCAAGAUUUACAUUUGAAAAUUAGUGAAGAAAACUUGGAUUUAAAUUUUGUUUUGGUUGUUGAAAAUUGGAGGUCACUGUAUUCCAAAUGGUUAAAUUCAAAGUUAAAUUUAAAAGCAAACAUGAGAUUACUGGUCUAUGAAAAUUUUAUCCAAAAUGAUAAGAUUGAUUUAAAUAUAACUAGCUUACCGGGGAAUAAUGAUUUGACUAAAGAUUUUUUUAACAAGUCAUCGUUUGUGUUAUUUGAAUGUGGAUUAACAUUACCAACAAACAUGUCUAUCGAAGACAAAUUGAAGAAAGAUGAAAGAGUAUUGAAUAAGAUUAUUUCAUUGGUUGAUAAGUACAGUUAUUAUAAAGCCCUGAUUAUUAUUACCUUCUGGGAUGUUUCUGAAUCAGGAAUAUCAAGUCAAGAUGUCGCAAAGCAUUUAAACUUGAGCAAGUAUACUUCGAUCUCCAAUUUACAAAACUUGGUGUUGUGUGAUAUGACAGUUAAAAAUGGCAAUAUCAACAGUAUUCUAUCACAAGCAUUAACCAAGGUCGCACAUGAUUUUACUGGUAAUUUAACUUCAAGAGGUAUUAAAAAUGAAGUCAAGCAGGACAGAUUGAGAAGAGCACUGCUGAAAGAAAUCUCAUCAACAAAUACUCCACAGAAUGAAAAAAUUGACAAACUAGAAUCCAAAUUGAUGGAGAAAGCAAAGAAUUUGAGGAAAUAUGAGUAUUUGAAUAAUCAUUUAAAUAACAAUAAUUCCAAAGGUUUCCACCAUCCAAGGAAUGUAUCUAUGAAUACUAAUAUGAAUAAGUCGUCCAUGAUAAAUUUCCUUGCAAAUAAGACUCUUUACACCAACCCCAAUAAUAGCUCAUUUUUAAAUUCAUCAAUCAUGACAAAUACUAAUGAUAGUGUGCUUAAGGGGUUUGGGACAGGAGUUAUUGAAGAAAGUACACCAUCUGCAUCACCUAAAAGUAAAAAGAGAAAAGCUGAAGGUAGCUCAAGUAGUUUAAGUCAAUUACAAGAGUUGACAGCCAGUAUUAAGAAGAGGUAUAAGAAAUAG